Molecule: messenger RNA, 4620 nt
Organism: Tachyglossus aculeatus (Australian echidna)
Lineage: Eukaryota; Metazoa; Chordata; Mammalia; Monotremata; Tachyglossidae
Gene: PCSK2
Product: proprotein convertase subtilisin/kexin type 2
Exons: 12
Coding region: 281-2200 (639 amino acids)
Biological process (GO): protein processing
Cellular component (GO): trans-Golgi network; Golgi membrane
Molecular function (GO): serine-type endopeptidase activity
Source: RefSeq, a predicted model, not a curated record
UUCUCACUCACACACACAUACACACAUAUACACAUUCUCACAGACACACACACGCACACACUCUGUCCCUCCAUCUCCCAAAGCAGGGACUUGGCUUCCCAGCUCGCAGCCAGAGCCUGGAGGAGCAAACACACUGCUUCGGGGCUUCCCGAGCUCCGGGAUCUUUUAUUUAUUUUUAUUUUUUUUCACAACGGGAUCUUUUAUUUUUUAACAAAUAUUUUGUCCGUUUUCCCCUUCCCCUUCCCCUCCCGCCGCUCGCCACUUUGGCUCCCGGAGAAGGAUGAAGGGCGGGUGUGUUAGCGGGCGGAAGACUUGUGGGCUCCUUCUCCUCUGCGCUUUGAUCCUCGCAUCGGCCGAGGGACCCGUCUUCACUAAUCAUUUUCUGAUCGAGUUGCAGAAGGGGGGAGAGGCCGAAGCCCGCCAAGUUGCUGCGGAGCAUGGCUUUAGUGGGGCCAGAAAGCUUCCCUUUGUAGAUGGCAUGUACCAUUUUUACCACAAUGGCCUGUCCAAAGCCAAGAGAAAACGCAGUCUUCAACACAAGAAGCGGUUGGAGAAGGACCCGAGGGUGAAGACUGCUUUGCAGCAGGAAGGAUUUGGCCGAAGAAAGCGAGGCUAUCGAGACAUAAAUGAAAUUGACAUCAAUAUGAACGAUCCUCUCUUUACCAAGCAGUGGUAUCUCAUCAAUACCGGCCAGGCAGAUGGGACCCCUGGACUUGACUUGAAUGUGGCAGAAGCCUGGGACCUGGGGUACACGGGGAAAGGCGUGACUAUAGGAAUUAUGGAUGAUGGGAUUGACUAUCUUCAUCCUGAUCUCGCCUCAAACUACAAUGCCGAAGCAAGUUAUGACUUCAGCAGCAAUGAUCCGUAUCCUUAUCCCCGAUACACAGACGACUGGUUUAACAGUCAUGGGACCCGGUGUGCCGGGGAAGUGUCCGCCGCUGCCAAUAAUAACAUCUGUGGGGUUGGUGUGGCCUACAACUCCAAGGUUGCAGGUAUCCGGAUGUUGGAUCAGCCGUUUAUGACGGAUAUUAUAGAGGCCUCAUCCAUCAGCCACAUGCCUCAAGUGAUAGACAUAUAUAGUGCCAGCUGGGGACCAACGGAUAACGGGAAAACAGUGGACGGACCUAGAGAACUAACUCUCCAGGCAAUGGCCGAUGGAGUGAACAAGGGUCGUGGCGGCAAAGGCAGCAUCUAUGUAUGGGCGUCUGGGGAUGGAGGGAGUUACGAUGACUGUAACUGUGAUGGCUAUGCCUCAAGUAUGUGGACCAUCUCCAUCAAUUCAGCCAUUAAUGACGGUCGGACUGCUCUGUAUGAUGAGAGCUGCUCAUCAACCUUAGCCUCCACUUUCAGCAAUGGGCGGAAAAGGAACCCAGAAGCUGGGGUGGCUACCACGGAUUUAUAUGGGAACUGCACCUUACGUCAUUCUGGAACAUCUGCUGCUGCUCCUGAAGCUGCUGGUGUGUUUGCAUUGGCCCUGGAGGCUAACAUGGAUCUGACGUGGCGAGACAUGCAACACUUGACUGUGCUCACCUCCAAAAGGAACCAACUUCAUGAUGAGGUCCAUCAGUGGCGGCGAAAUGGGGUUGGCCUGGAGUUCAACCACUUGUUUGGCUACGGGGUCCUUGAUGCAGGGGCGAUGGUGAAGAUGGCCAAGGACUGGAAGACGGUGCCUGAGAGGUUUCACUGCGUUGGAGGUUCAGUUCAGGAGCCUGAGAAAAUACCAUCGAGUGGCAAGUUGGUUCUGAGACUCACGACUGAUGCUUGUGAGGGGAAAGAAAACUUUGUCCGCUAUCUCGAACAUGUUCAAGCCGUCAUAACCGUGAACACUACAAGAAGAGGAGACCUGAACAUCAACAUGACAUCCCCAAUGGGCACCAAAUCCAUUUUGCUCAGCCGACGACCAAGAGAUGAUGACUCCAAGGUGGGUUUUGACAAGUGGCCUUUCAUGACCACACACACUUGGGGGGAAGACGCCAGAGGGACAUGGAUUCUGGACAUUGGGUUCAUUGGGAGCGCUCCCCAGAGGGGACUGCUGAAGGAAUGGACACUGAUGCUUCAUGGAACUCAGAGCGCCCCUUACAUAGACCAAAUAGUGAGGGAUUACAAAUCCAAACUGGCAAUGUCCAAGAAGGAAGAGCUGGAAGAAGAAUUAGACGAAGCUGUGGAGAGAAGUCUUAAGAGCAUUCUGAGUAAGAACUAGCACGGCAUGUCUCACUUCACCUUCGUUUCCUAGCCCAAGUCCUCUUCACAUCUUUCCGCUUUCCAUCUUUCUCUUAGGCAAAAAUUAAUCAUCUCCACCGAUGAGUCCAUUUCUCUUGAUUUAAAUUCUUCUGCAGGGUCAAGGAAGACUCAUUACCACAGAGGUAUUUAUUUUACACUUUGAACCACAGAUUUAUUGUUCCUUACUAAUUCCUACGUACACUUUGUGACUGUAAAUGAUUUUCUGUGCUGUUCAAAUAGGUAAUACCUUGCAAACAAAUCUAUGGCAGCUUAUCCCUUUUUUUGGUGUGUGUGUGUGUGUGUGUAUAUGUGUGUGUGGUAAAUGUUAUAUAAGGGGUGAAAAAGAAAUUUUAAAAUCUGAACUUUGUAGCACCAAACAUGUCUAUCUCUGAAUAUGGUUGAAGAGAGAGAGCGAGCUUUAAAGUUCCCACCAUGUGCUGUCAAGCCCACCUGCUCCUUAGUCAAGGUGUUUUACUGUUUUAUUUUUAAAAGAAUCCCAUUGCACUCGUGAGGAUAACUGGAUGUAUUUUUGAGAUAACACAUUCUGAAGGCAUCAUCUAGAGGUCCAUUAAUUCAUCACUCAACUAUUAUCAGUUAAGAUUAAGAAAUUUGCUAAAGCACAUAGGUUUGGGGACUGAUCAGUCACCACGGUAAAAACAAACCAUUUCUGCUGGGUUCUCCUUUCAGCAGCCUCCUUUCAAGCAGAAUAACUUGUUUGCAUUUUGUCAGCCUGCAUUUCAUUCUCAACCCCUAUUUUCUGGGGCUUAUAACGUGACUGUCAAAAUUUUACAAUAGGUGAAGGUUGGCAGGAAAGGUUUCUGUUGAAAUGCAGUUUUAAAAACUAUAACCUCCCUUUCUAAAGAGCAGUUUGAUGUUAUAUAAGUGCACAAAAUAAAGGAUGCCUUGGUUUUGCAACAAUAUAAUGUAGAUUUGAUUUUUUUAAACAGGAAGAUCACUGGUUAGGAUCUCUGUGCUCGGUUGAACAAUGAAACCAAUUUUUAAGCACCAUUUAAGUAUCUGGGAUGUAUGUGAAGUGGUUAGUUGAAUACAUCAUCUGGGAACUGGUCCUCUCUUGCAUGUCUGGGUAGUUUACAACCCUUGCAAAGGGAACGUAAUGUCAAAGAGGGAUGUAGCUUUGAGGAAAGAUUCAUUCCUGGGGCCAAUACACAUGAAAACAUGGCUUGACCAUCCUGGAAGUCAGAGAAACUAGUAAAGAAAUGGACAUCAUCUACAGUGUAGAUGCACGAAAUUUACCCCUAUAGGCUGUCUCAAUUUAAUUCUCAAAUGAUUCUUCUGAGAUUUUUUUCCUCCAAUUUGUUCUUUACCAAGCCCUUCCUCACACAUACUCAAAGGAAAUUAAUCUGAAUUGUUUAUGUUCUCCUGAAUAUCUCCCUCAUUUCCACUUCUGAAGAGCCUAUUGAGUCUAGGAGGUUUAGCAUUUAUGGGAAUGACUUAAAGAAGAGCUAGGCAAGUCUGCUUUGUCUUUUUCUGUUCAUUUUGAUACGUUGCAGACUAAGUCCAGUAUAAUAACUGAGGUUUUUUUGGCUUUUUUUAGUUUGCAACUCUUAAGAUUUUUAAAUUCAGUUUUUGACAUUUCCAAUUUCAUUAGAAAAUGUACCACCUGCUAAAGAUGAUCUUUAAAAAUUUUGGUUCCCAAAGCUGAAAUCAAAUUCAUUUCAUUUUGAGGGUCUGAAAAUAAACCAAAGGACACUAUGUGUGCAUGAACACACAAAUACUUAUCUACAUAUGUAUAAUAUAUACAUGUGUAUGCAUGUGUGUAUACCUAUACUUUCUAUAUGUGUACAUACAAACAAAUAUACAUAAAAUGUGUGUAUGUGUACUUACUAAAAGAUCAGAGAUCAUCAAUAAAAGUCUUUAAACGUAUGAAAGGUUGAAACAUCCUUGUGGAGAUUUAGCUGGAAGUGUACAUUAAAUUCACAUUAUAGUCCUGUAAUUUUGCAGUUUUCUGUAAAAACAUUAAAUGUCUUAUAUAGCAGCAAAAUUAUAAAAUGGCUGUUCAUAUUUUUCACAAUGAUGGUAAUUUAUGAAAUUAGAGAUUAACAUAUUAAGCUUCUUAAUAGAAAUGGUAAGUUUUGAUAUGAGAAUACAGUAUAUAAUUAUAUAGAGAAUUAUAUAUAAAUCCUUGGUCUCUAUUCCAUUUGUUUGCAUCAGUAUAAAAACAUUGGAAAAUGUCCAAUAGCAUUUGUUUUUAUGGUAUCCCUGAUGCAGUUAAUUUAUAGUCAUUUAUAUAUAAAAAAGUGAAACCUCGUGGAAAACGAUGAAGACAGGUUUAGAUUGUUAAAAUAUCAAUCCCUUGUGAUGCUGUUUUACAAUCAAAGUACAAUAGAGACAUGUUGUAUAAAAAGGAGGCUCUAUAAUAAAACAUUACCUACCAGAAGC